This is a messenger RNA of Alternaria burnsii, 4716 nucleotides long. RefSeq lists its product as uncharacterized. Gene Ontology annotation, cellular component: cytoplasm; membrane. Gene Ontology annotation, molecular function: ATP hydrolysis activity; metal ion transmembrane transporter activity; nucleotide binding. The transcript is spliced from 13 exons. Gene Ontology annotation, biological process: transmembrane transport; NADPH regeneration; metal ion transport. The record is from RefSeq and is a predicted model, not a curated record. NCBI's taxonomy places the organism in Eukaryota, Fungi, Ascomycota, Dothideomycetes, Pleosporales, Pleosporaceae. Bases 1 to 4716 code for a protein of 1571 amino acids.
AUGGCCGUCCGAGCCACUCCUACUCUAUCAUACAAAAGCCUUCAUCAACGGGAUGUAACUAUCGAUACUCAGAAUGGAGAUCACCAAUUAUCUACGGAAGCGAUCAUAGGUGUUGUCGGCGUGGUAGUUGCCGGAUUGGGUAUUGCAUCCACGCUAGUGUGGUCGAAGCGGAGGAAGUCGCGCGGUGGAUCCCGCCGCAACUCAGAAGAAUUGAUACCCCCCAACCAUCCGACGUACGGCGAUGCUUUUACGCCAUUGUACCCAAUCAAUACCUGGGCGCGCACAGCUAGUAAUGGCGGCCACAACCCGUCGCACAAAUACAAUUAUCAGAUACGUUAUGAGCGAUUGACGGUGCAGCGCACGAUACCAUCAGUAAUGGAGACAACUGGCAGUAAUACGGCUGAUCAGACCAUGACACACAUCACAAACUUGGGUGACCAAGUCGCCGAGCAAGGUCAAGAAGAGACAGAUGAGUCGAAACUUGAACGUUUUCGAGAACAGGUCAUGUCAUGGCUUGGCUACACCAAGAAGCGAAAAAAGAAAACGGUCUUCGGAACACGAAUGGAUACGGCAGAAGAAGAGCAUUUAAGAUUGAGGAAGAAGUAUUUGAAGGGUAUCGGAUGUUGGUUCUUCAAAACCGAACAAUACCAGAGGUGGUUGAAUGAAAACUGCUCAACCCUGGUCUGCCCAGGUAUACCAGGCUCCGGAAAAACCAUGCUCGCUUCAGAGGUAGUGGAUCGACUCAAUGACAUGUCAAGCAAUCAAGAUGUCAAAGGAUCAGUAGGUGUUGCUUUCGCGUACCUUGAUGCGGAACACGGCGAUGUUCGUUCGACUCUCGAGUUUAUGACGCAAUUAGUUAGCCAACUCGUGGAGAACUGUCCAUGGUCAGACGUACUCCAGGAUACGGGAUCCCGGAUACAGUCUACCCCAUUAAGCCUUGAGGCCGUCACUGAAUUAGCUCAUGAAGUGGGCAAAUUAUACCACCAGGUCUACAUAGUCGUAGAUGCCGUGGACGAACUUCAUUCGGCACAUGAAGGUGUAGAUGAUUUGAUCGCAUACCUCCAGGAUCUACGAGAUAACUCCGGAGCAAAGCUCCUCUUCACUCUACGGGAUAUACCUGAUGUUAUAAAGCAGCUUUGGAAAUAUGAUCGUAUCGAUAUACAAGCAGACGAGGAGGAUGUUUCCAAAUUUGUAGAUCGUGAACUACAAAAUACCGAUUUUAGGUGGUCCGUGGAGAAGCUUCAUUCACAAACGCUGAAAGAUAAGUUGAAGAAAAGCAUCAUGUUGCUUUCCAAGGACACAUUUUCGUUGGCAGAGCAAGCCAUACACACAUUGUCGACCGCUCCAUUGGGAGCAGCUGAAGACUUUGUCAGGUCGCCCUCUACGUCAUUCGUUCUCGAUACUUUUUACCAACGAGAAGCAGCUCAAAUCGUAAAGCAACGUGAAAAGUAUGCAGUGUUAGCAGGUCAAGUCCUGUCAUUGAUUUCUUUCGCGAAAAGAAGUUUGACACUACCGGAGAUUCAUCAGGCACUUGCUUUUGACGUUAGUGAACAAAGGGAAGGCCUUGCUUCGUUGAAUAUCCAUGAACAUGAAGUGGAUGAUGCCAUUGUCUCUUCCUGUCGGGGUUUGAUUAAGACCAAAUCUGAAUCACAGGAGGUCGCUUGGGUGCAUGACUCAGCUUCUGUGCUUGUAGGGCCUAAAGCAUGGCGCUACUUUCAGUCACAGUCCUUCCAAAACUUCCAAGCAAAGCCCUUUGGAAGCUCUCAAGCAAAGCUCUUUGGAAGCUUUCAAGCACAAUCCUUUGGAAGCUUACAAGAACGGCCCUUUCGAGGCUUCCAACUACAACUCGGUACUCCGAGUUUUCUGAUCGAUAAGCUGCAAAACAUGUGUAUCACAUGUUUAUCACACUUCGAGUUCAAGUCUGGGCCGUGCCGCAAUGAUGCAUUGUUGGAAGAGAGGCUUACGAGAUACCCAUUUUACAGAUACGCUUGCAGGUACUGGGCACAGCAUGUUUCGCCCCUUGAAGACAAGGAAAAAGAACUCCUUUGGCGAUUUCUUGAGGAUGACCAAAGCGUAGCUGCGGCCUACCAGGUUUUUCUCGCCACUCAGGAGAUGCCACGAAGUACAAGAUUCAGCCAAGUCGCUCCACAAGGCAUUACUGGCAUGCAUCUUGCUGCUCACUUCGGUCUUGAUGGGAUUCUCAAUGAAUUGGUUAAGAGAAGAGUCGAUGAUAUUGCUGUUAAAGACAGCAAUGGCCAUACUCCGCUAUGGUGGGCAGCUGAAGGCAAGAUGAAGGAAACGGCUAAGAUACUGAUACCCAGAGAUUACGAGACAGUCAGCUCGCUCGUUAGAUCUGGAGACUUGGAUCUUAUACUGCUGCUCUUAGAUGCAGAAUAUGAUACCAACCGAAGGGGAGCUUGGGGAAGAACUCUACUACACAAUGCCAUCAUGGAAGACAAACCAAUCAUCGCUCACAAGCUGUUGGAAAAAAAUGCGAAAUUUGACGAAGCUGACAUCAAUGGAGACACACCUUUGACACUUGCACUCCAGAAAGGCCAGCACCAGAUAGCAGAUAUCUUACUUGAUAUGGGUGCAUCUACAAAGAGUACCACCCUGGAGCAGUGGCGACAAGCAUACAGUAAGCCUGACUGUCGCGUCAUGCAGCUUACUAGAACUACGAGGAAGACUUCUCUCAAGUUCCUGGAAGGCGAACCCCAAGAUGAUAUGGAAAGUACGGCCCAGCAUCAAGCAAUGAACCUAUUUGUUUUCUCCGCACCUUCGUCUCCGGCAUGGUUACAGUCAGAUCGUCUGAGCUCAUCACUUCAGCAUGAAAGUUCUUGGAAAGGCCCAGUGAUCACGUAUGUGGUCGUAUUGAAGUUCCCAGUAGCAACAACGAUGGAACAAAAGACAGGAUCUUCGUUGUCGCACAUGCUGCCAAUUGGAAUUAGAUGGAGCAUGAUAAAGGAUGAAAACGCAAAAGCUGGAUUCCGUCGACUGGCUCAUUGUCACAACUUGCCGGAUACAUGGAUUGCGGAAGAGAUGUUACACAUGUAUCUCCAGCUUUUGAAGCAGAUGAGAAUAAGGUGGGAGGUGACAUGCAAGGAGGGUGAAUUGCACUUGCGGCACUUUCGAGAGGAGAUCUUGAAUGCAAAGGGAGAAGAUCUUGAGCUCACAGACCAGCUUCUGAAAGACGCGCAACAAUGGAUAACACUCCGCAGAGAAUUAGCACAACAUGUCACCGACGCAACUCAGUUUGUGUCCGAAUAUAAUCGUCUUUACCAAGAAGAGAAAGCUCAUGGAGACUGCCAAGAAUUCUUGCAUAAGUUCCGGUUCGAUAUAGAACAAGAUCUGAACUCGCUUGAUACCACGUCACAAAACCUUAUUAACAUAGAAUUCAAUCUCGUGACGAUUCGAGAGGCUCGCAAAUCAGUAACAAUGUCAGCUAGCCUAAAGCGCCUUAGUUGGAUUACAUUCGUGUUUCUCCCAGCAACGUUCUCCGCCAGUUUAUUCGGAAUGAACGUCGACAUACUGAGAGAUAACCCGAGCUGGAAAUGGUAUAUACUUGUUGGUGGUGGAUGUAUGCUGUUGACAUUCACAGCAUGGCUGCUGUUCAAAUUCACUACGUUGCAUGCGAACUCUCUUGUGCAGUCGAGAAAGAUACUCCAAGUUGCCGUUGCAGGUCUCGGCCGCAUGGGCGCUCGGCACGCCCUCAACAUCUUGAACAAGACUCCUCGCGCUGAGCUUGUCGCUGCCUUCUCUCCCGACCAAAAUGAGCUCAAAUGGGGCAAGGAGCAUCUCGAGCCAUAUGGUGUCACUCUCUACGAUGACUACAAGAAGAUGCUUGAGCACAAGGGCCUAGAGGCUGUAGUGAUCGGCACAGCGACCUCAGUACAUGCCGAGGAGACCCUCCAAGCUAUCGAGAAGGACCUCCACGUCCUCUGCGAGAAGCCUCUCUCCACCAGCGUCCAGAUCUGCCAGGAUGUCGUUGACGCAGCUGCGAAGAAGCCACACCUCAAGGUCAUGUGCGGUUUCUCAAGGCGUUUCGAUGACAGCUACCAAGAUGUUGCACGCAAGAUUGAAGAAGGUGCCAUUGGCCGACCCACAGUUGUCCGAUCACAAACUUGCGACAGGCAACAUCCCGACCCAGACUUCUUCGUCCAAUAUGCUGCAUGGUCUGGCGGUGUUUUCGUCGACAUGUCCGUGCACGACAUUGACCUAACACUUUGGUACUUUGGCUCCAACGUAGUACCCAAGUCCAUCUCCGCAAACGGUGUUGUUGCCAUUCUACCAGGCCUCAAGCAACACAAGGACUACGACAACGCCGUCGGCAUCGUCGAGUUCUGGGACGGCAGGAUCGCCCACUACUACGCCUCCCGCAUGAUGACCCACGGCCAAGAAGAUGUGACCGAGAUCAUCGGUACCGAGGGCAAGCUUACCGUCAACCUCAACCCCCAGAAGAACCUCGUCAACUACUACUCUAAGGCUGGCAUUACCCGGGAGGUACCCGCCGAUUACUGGGGUCGUUUCGAGCCUGGUUUCGUCAAGGAGGCCAACGAGUUCACAGCCGCGUGCUUGGACAACACACCAGUUCCUCUGGAGUUCCAGAACGCUGUCAAGGCCGUACGGAUCGGAGCUUGGUUGCAAGAAGCGCUUGUCAGCGGAAAGCAGAUUCGAUUCGACGAGAGCGGCAAGCGUAUCGAUCGUGCGAACUUGUAG